Molecule: messenger RNA, 2683 nt
Organism: Phyllostomus discolor (pale spear-nosed bat)
Lineage: Eukaryota; Metazoa; Chordata; Mammalia; Chiroptera; Phyllostomidae
Gene: NR1H4
Product: nuclear receptor subfamily 1 group H member 4
Exons: 9
Coding region: 851-2311 (486 amino acids)
Biological process (GO): cell differentiation; negative regulation of inflammatory response; bile acid signaling pathway
Molecular function (GO): RNA polymerase II cis-regulatory region sequence-specific DNA binding; nuclear receptor activity; zinc ion binding
Source: RefSeq, a predicted model, not a curated record
UCUCUCUCUAAAAUCAGUAGUGUGUCCUCAGGUGUGGAUGAAAUAAAAGCUACUGUAAUGAAAUACCACAUACUGGGUGGCUUAAACAACAGAAAUGUAUUGUUUCAUCAUACUGGUGGCAAGAAGUCCAAACUGCAGGUGCUGGCCGGGUUGGUUCCUUCUGAGGGCUGUGAGGGAGAAAUCUGCUCCUGGCCUUGGAGAGCCUUGGAGAGCACUGACCUGUGACUGUUUUCAUCUCUGUGUCUCUUCACAAUGUCUUCUCUCCACACGUGUCUUUCCUUGGUCCAAAAUUCCAUCAGUAUAAGGGCCCCAGUCCUACGGGAUUAGGAACCAACCCAAUGACCUCAUUUUAACUUGAUUACCUCUAUAAAAACCCUGUCUCCAUAUAAGGUCACCUGCUUGGAUACUGGGGUUAGAACGCCAACAUAUUAAUUUGGGGGGAGCACAAUUCCACCCGAACACUGGAUGUAAACCCAGAUCCAGUGGCUGCACGCUGUGACACAUUAUGCUUCCAAGCUUCCUGUUGUUACCGAGCUACACCGUUCCAUAGCCUUUCGAUGGGAACAAAUUUUAAGUUCUGGAGCAUGGCACUUGAUUCCCUGAAUCCACUUUUAGAGCGACAGAACAGAAAUACACCCUGUAAAAUUUCUUAAAGUGGGAAGUGUUCCCCCAAAAUGUUUAUCUAAGAGACUGGUUUCCAGCUUACUAGGCAAUUUGGCAUCGAGGACUUUUCUCAUAAACAUUUACAAAUAUUCUGCUCGGUAAUGAAGUUAAUCAGUAAGCCACACAACCUCUGGCCCCUGUCACUCCUUCCCGAGUCUCAUUUUCAGUUGCUGGGAAUAAGGUAAGAAUGGUAAUGCAGUUUCAGGAGUUAGAAAAUCCCGCUCAGAUUAGUCCUUGUCACAGCUGCACACCGUCAGGAUUUGUCAUGGAAAUGAUGGGCAUGAAGCCUGCUAAAGGUGUACUCACAGAGCCAGCAGCGGGCCCCCUGGGACAGAAUCUAGAAGUGGAGUCAUACUCACAAUACAACAAUAUUCAGUUUCCCCAAGUUCAACCACCGAUUUCCUCAUCAUCCUAUUAUUCCAACCUGGGUUUCUACCCCCAGCAGCCUGAAGAAUGGUACUCUCCUGGAAUAUAUGAACUCAAGCCAAUGCCAGCUGAGGCUCUCUACCAGGGAGAGACUGAGAUAGGAGAGAUUCCUGUGACAAAGAAGGCCCGAAUGGGCGCAUCAGCGGGGAGAAUAAAAGGAGAUGAGCUUUGUGUCGUUUGUGGAGACAGAGCAUCUGGAUACCAUUACAAUGCCCUGACCUGUGAGGGGUGCAAAGGUUUCUUCCGGAGAAGCAUCACCAAAAACGCCGUGUACAAGUGUAAAAACGGGGGCAACUGUGUGAUGGACAUGUACAUGCGGAGAAAGUGUCAGGAGUGCCGACUAAGGAAAUGCAAAGAGAUGGGAAUGUUGGCUGAAUGUAUGUAUAGAGGCUUGUUAACUGAAAUUCAGUGUAAAUCUAAACGACUGAGAAAAAACGUGAAGCAGCAUGCAGAUCAGACCAGUAAUGAAGACAGCAAAGGACGUGACUUGCGACAAGUGACCUCAACAACCAAGUCCUGCAGGGAGAAAACUGAACUCACCCCGGAACAACAGACUCUCCUACAUUAUAUUAUGGAUUCAUACAGCAAACAGAGGAUGCCUCAGGAAAUCACAAAUAAAAUUUUAAAAGAAGAAUUCAGUGCAGAAGAAAAUUUUCUCAUUUUAACUGAAAUGGCUACCAGUCAUGUACAGAUUCUUGUAGAAUUCACAAAGAAACUUCCAGGAUUUCAGACGUUGGACCAUGAAGAUCAGAUCGCUCUGCUGAAAGGGUCUGCAGUUGAAGCCAUGUUCCUCCGUUCAGCCGAGAUUUUCAAUAAGAAACUUCCGGCUGGACAUGCUGACUUGCUGGAAGAGAGAAUUCGAAAGAGUGGUAUCUCUGAUGAGUAUAUAACACCGAUGUUUAGCUUUUAUAAAAGUGUGGCAGAAUUAAAAAUGACUCAAGAAGAGUAUGCUCUGCUUACAGCAAUCGUUAUCCUCUCUCCAGACAGGCAAUACAUAAAGGACAGAGAGGCAGUAGAGAAGCUGCAGGAACCUCUGCUCGAUGUGCUGCAGAAGUUGUGCAAGAUCCACCAGCCGGAAAACCCUCAGCACUUCGCCUGCCUCCUGGGCCGCCUGACUGAGUUGCGGACGUUCAAUCAUCACCACGCGGAGAUGCUGAUGUCGUGGCGGGUCAACGACCACAAGUUCACCCCUCUGCUCUGCGAAAUCUGGGACGUUCAGUGAUGCGCGCCGCAGGGGCGGGGCUGCUUCUCCGUUUUCCGCCUGUUAUCAGUCUGAUGUGUAACUUUGCCUUAUUUCAUUUGUACCUGGUUUCGCACCAGAAUUUUGAUGAGUAUUUAUGCAGUAAUUAUAUAACUUCCACAACUGUAAAUAGGGGGCUAGGUAGUAUUACUUUCUCUACUUUGUAUUUGACACGGCUUCAGGGAAUCUUUUAUUCUAAUUGGCGUGCCCUGUUCGCCUAAUAAAAUUGAUGAUUACUUCAAUUCUUUAUGUUGAAAUAGGGAAAAUCUCAUUUCGUUCUUCAUCUUCCCUCAUUGCAUAUAUUUUAAUAAACAGUUGUGUGUACUUUUGGCAAUAAACUGAACAUAAUGGCAA